Verruconis gallopava is the source of this 1580-nucleotide messenger RNA. RefSeq lists its product as uncharacterized. The coding region runs from base 251 to 1108 and encodes 285 amino acids. The transcript is spliced from 6 exons. Gene Ontology annotation, biological process: monoatomic anion transmembrane transport. Gene Ontology annotation, molecular function: voltage-gated monoatomic anion channel activity. NCBI's taxonomy places the organism in Eukaryota, Fungi, Ascomycota, Dothideomycetes, Venturiales, Sympoventuriaceae. Gene Ontology annotation, cellular component: mitochondrial outer membrane. The record is from RefSeq and is a predicted model, not a curated record.
UAUUGCCAGACGAUUUUUUUUUUCUAAUUUUGAUUGCGAGCGUUGGUCACUGGACCUGACUACUUUCUGUUUCUGGCUGACUACGACAAUCGACGGCCUUCAAAUCUCGCUGCACUCUCUCGCUCUUCUCCCCAACUACCCCCCCCACCACCAGUCCCCAGACGACCAUCUCCUUAUCUCUCGCUCUCACGAAGCAACAAGCCCUUUCUCACGCUCCUCUCCUGUCCUUAUCCUUCACACAGCAGUCGCAAUGGCAGCCCCAGCGUUCAGUGAUAUUGCGAAGUCGGCCAACGAUGUCAUCAACAAGGACUUCUACCACGCCGCAGCCGCCGCCUUCGAGCUGAAGCUCAAGGCUCCCGAUGGAUUGUCCAUCAAUGCUAAGGGCACCUCGCCGCACUCCGGCGCCAUCAGCUCUUCGUUCGAGGCCAAGAAGGUCAUCGCCAAGGGCAUCACCGUGACCGAGACGCUCACGUCGGCCAACAUCGUCAACACCAAGGUCGAGCUUGACAACACCUUCGCUGACGGCCUGAAGGCCGAGUUCCUGUCCGCUUUUUCGGCCAAGGAGGGUGCGAAGCCACACAAGCUGUCCCUGUACUUCAAGCAGGGCCCAGCCCACGUCCGCGGCUUCUUCACGUACAACCCUGCCAGCGGUAACGUCGACGCCACCGCCGAUAUCGCCGUCGCGCACCAGGGCUUCGUCGUUGGUGGUGAGGCUGGUUAUGACCUCCAGAAGGCGUCCGUCACCAAGUACGCCGCUGCGCUCGGCUACUCGACGCCUCUGUACAGCGGUGCCAUCACCGCGUCGGGCAACCUGAGCGUCCUCGCUGCCAGCUACUACCACCGUGUCAACGAGUCGACGGAAGCGGGUGUCAAGGCUACCUAUGACACCAAGACCAGCUCGGCUAUCGGUAUGGAGAUCGCCUCCAAGUACAAGAUCGACCCAGCGUCAUUCGCCAAGGCCAAGAUCAACGACCGCGGUCUUCUCUCCCUUGCCUACAACACCAAGAUCAACCAGGGCUUCACUUUCGGCAUCGGCGUCUCCCUCGACACCCAGAAGUUGAACGAGGCCAGCCACAAGAUUGGCACCUCCUUCACAUUCGAGGGUUAAACGCACUUCUUCCCCACGUAUCUCUCAACCUUUACAAUAUCAUCACCAUCGUCAUUGUCACCACCACCACCGCCAUACUACUACUACUACUACUAUCACCACCGUCUACGAUUUGCAUUGCCGGAGAUACCACGGGAACUGGGCUCGGAAUGUUUUUGUGGGACCCAUGGAUGGAGCAGAGGGGCGGCAGGAACAAGAAGAGACCCCGAAAAAUUACUGUAGAAUUACUGGCAUACUAGAGCGAAAGACUUGCAGCGGCUCAUCCUUGCUUCUUCGGCCUCUUGCCUCCACUUUUCUUUUUCUCUUCUCGCUCGACUCUUGUCCACUCCCGUUUGAAAAUGAGAUAGAUGGAAAAAUGCAGACGUGUGAACGCGUAAGAACCUUGUAUUCAUGUGAGUACGUUCCUCAUUCCAGGUUUGGCUGCAGUCUUCUUCUCACUCGCCUGGUACAACGCAGAUGCCCUAUUUAUUUC